AUGGCCAUGACCGCGAUAGAAGCGUCCUCUGAACCGCCAGCCAGUGCCCACACCGAGGAGCACGGGGUUUCCAUGGUACCCGUAGAGGCUGGAGCUCAAGAUGGGUCCGUGAUGGCGGUCACAUCGCCAGCCAUGUUUGUCCCUGAAGUGCUCGUCGACUGUCACCAACCUCAAGCCACGGACAGUCGCUCGGACAACUCGGCGCCGACGCCAUCGUCCGUGUUCGCGCCAGUCGACUUGCUGGAUGUGCAUAAACCAACAGUGCUCCAGUUCGUCCCAGUCGACUUGACGGGUGACCCGAGGUCGAUGGCAGCUCUUGACACGCUCGCGACAACGUCGACAGAAGUUGCGCAGGAGACCGGCAUGUCCGUGGAGAACGAAUGCCCAGAUACGAUCGAUAUACCCAACGGCAUCGAUAAAGAACCAACUCACAGCGCUCUACAACCGUCGACUUCGGCUGAAAGAGAAGCGGUGCCACGUCGACAAGCCACCGCAUCAAGUCUUCACUCGCCAGCGACAAACCGAUCGCCAACUCCAUUGGCAAGUGAACGAGAGCAGGCAAGCCUCCCGACCGUCCACCACGAAAACUCCUCCUGCAACUUACAUGACACAUCGCCGUUGAAGUUCGUGCCCGUCGAAUUGGUCGAGGUUCGUCGCGCCAUGCCAGCAGCCCAAAUCCAAACGACAAGCGCGAUGCUCGACCGAGUUGGACGGGCGCGAAGCACCCCCACCCACAUCACCGAAUCGACCAUGUCAGGCGAUGAAGCGUUGCCUGAUAUGAUGGACGGUGCUGGAGAAGAAGACGAUGUCGACAGCCUUGACGACGACGACGAUGUCGAAAUUGCUGCGAUCCUGAAAGAAGCCGCCAUGAUCACUGACUUGGCGAUCCAGGAAGGCAGAAUCGAGCCCUUUCGGGGGGAUCACUCUGUCAUGAAUGAUGUACAACAAGCCUCGACAGCGAUACGGUCCACCUCCUCCCCCACUCUUGGUCCCCACCAGGAGCAGCCAGUAGCAACUACUUUGUUUUCACCAGUUGAACUGCUUUCUCCUACAACUGGAGCGACCGCCAUGUUGCACGAGCCAUCCGUUGGCACGCCGCCACACGCCCAAGGCUUUCGCAUGGAUACGGCGGCGCAUCGCCCUGGCAGGACGUCUACGUCGACGACGCCGACGUACAGCGAUGCCUCCACUCCGUCACCGCCGACUCCCCAACACGACGGAACGAAACGUCGAAAGCGACCCCCCCGGGCGGCAGCGCGAGUGUCCCGGCCAACUACGGACAAUAUCCAAACCAUUUCGACCCUUAAACGGAUGGCCAAGCACAAUGCCAAGGUGGCGCACAUCGUCGUAACGCAAAAACGACCGAAAGCCACCUAUCCUACGGCGUCCCCAACUGAAGCAUCCAAAGCCCCCCAGACGCCCCCUUCAACUCACUCGUCCACGAAGCGUUCAGGGACUGUGUUUGCCAAGCUCAGCGACGCCCACCAUUGCCGAUUCUAUCCAAAAAAAACCAAAGCCAGUGUCGCCGCGAUGCGAAAUCCUGCCUGCGGCUACGACUUUGUCCAUCGCGGCCACGACGGCGAUGACGGGACGGCGGGCAACGAUUUUCUCAAUCGGAUGCAAGUUGCCGAGCAGAACCGGCGCAAGAAGCUCGAGACGACGCGGGGCGAGGAAGCAUAUAUGCUGCGCCAGAGUAAGAAAGAGUGCCCGAAAUGCGGCAUGGUGCAGUCGUUUGCGGAAUGGCGCGACAAGAAGAAGCGGUGCACGUUUUGCGGCGUGCUCUUCGCGCUGCCCAAGGCAUGGGGCGACAUUGGCCAUGCGUUCUUCGUCCGCAUGGAAGAGGACGCGCAGCAACGGGAGCAACACCGCCACGCGCUGCUGCAGAAAGUGGUCGCGCACGAAACAUCCCAAAACGUUGUGGCCACGUCCGCCGUGCAACGUCGGUUCGCCAAGCAGCAGCAGCAGCAGCAGGUCCGAAAGCCACCCAAGACCAAAGCCACUCCCGACGACGCGCCGGCCGCGAUCGACUUCGACCCACCUGCAUUCGACGCGGCUUUGUCUAACGAACUCGCGAGUUGA
Molecule: messenger RNA, 2079 nt
Organism: Aphanomyces invadans
Lineage: Eukaryota; Oomycota; Saprolegniomycetes; Saprolegniales; Verrucalvaceae
Exons: 4
Coding region: 1-2079 (692 amino acids)
Source: RefSeq, a predicted model, not a curated record